Molecule: messenger RNA, 568 nt
Organism: Actinia tenebrosa (Australian red waratah sea anemone)
Lineage: Eukaryota; Metazoa; Cnidaria; Anthozoa; Actiniaria; Actiniidae
Source: RefSeq, a predicted model, not a curated record
AUUUUUUCGUUGCUUGCUUGUAGCAAUGUGUCGAAUUACUGGACCUGCCGAGCUUACUUACAAAAUUGGUGAAACUGCACAAUUCAAGUGGAGUACUUCCGACAGUUCGGCUAUUCUAUCUGCAACAUGGGGCAUAAAAAAAGGGAACAUACCUGACCCUCAAUUUAUCAAUGUGGAUAUACUGAGAAACAAAGGCAACCUCAAUUCAUUUCUGGAACCAAAUCUCAUGAUGCGGCUGUCAUUUGAAGGUGAUCUACAGAGAGGUCGUGCAUGGUUUACUCUAAAGAACGUCACUGUCAACGAUACAAACGUGUACAUCGCAAGUAUCAGUGACGAUGUAACCAGAGUCCUGCCUUACACAGUUGCACUAACUGUUAAAGAAAAAGAAAAGAAAAAUGGAAACAUUGAACCGACGAAAAGAAUUGGCCCUUCACGUUUUCCGGAAAUCCCUAGAACAACGCUCACAAAAGUUAUAGAAAGGGAGGUUCAUACAAAAAAUGGCAAGCCGAAUAAUGGUAUCUGCAUAACAGUUAUCGAUAAGCCCAAAUUAUAAUAUCUCUUAAACAGG